CGAGUUUCCCGCCAGGCCCGGGGGUGUGACGCCACGCGCAGCUUGAUGACGACAUAUCGGCGCCGGAUAUCCAAAUGGUGGCCUCAGUCUCUGAGAGAAGCGACGCUAAGCAUCCCACAGGACAAUUGUGACCAACAAAUGGGAGCAAGCCCUGCUUCUCAGAGCUGCUAGAGGGAGGCCUUGGCAGUAGGGUGAUUUGCUUGACGUGAUCGGCGUUGACAGAGGGCUGGCUGCCUCUCCUGGAAGAAACCCCAAAACAAGUGGUUUCCUAAGACGGCCGUCUUCACCUCUCCCCGGGAGGCUGCUAUGGCGUUCCCGUACCUGCAGCAGCCCAGCUUCCUACUGGCUAGCCUGAAAGCUGACUCUAUAAAUAAGCCCUUUGCACAGCGGUGCCAAGAUUUGGUUAAAGUCAUUGAGGAUUUUCCAGCAAAGGAGCUGCACGCUAUCUUCCCAUGGCUGGUAGAGAGCAUCUUCGGCAGCUUGGAUGGCGUCCUCCUCGGCUGGAACCUUCGCUGCUUACAGGGACGUGUGAGCCCUGUCGAGUACAGCAUUGCGAUGGAAUUUCUAGACCCUGGUGGCCCAAUGAUGAAGUUGGUUUAUAAACUUCAAGCUGAAGACUAUAAGUUUGAGUUUCCUGUCUCCUACCUGCCCGGCCCCGUGAAGGCGUCCAUCCAGGAGCGUGUGCUCCCUGACAGCCCUUUGUACCACAACAAGGUCCAGUUCCCCCCUGCCGGGGGCCUCGGCCUAAACCUGGCCCUCAAUCCGUUUGAAUAUUACAUGUUCUUCUUUGCUUUGAGCCUCAUCACUCAAAAGCCACUCUCCGGGACCCUCCACGUCCGUACUUCAGACUGUGCCUAUUUCAUCCUGGUGGACAGGUACCUGUCGUGGUUCCUGCCCACAGAAGGCAAUGUGCUCCCCCCACUCUCCUCCAGUCUGGGGGGGACCAGUCCCUCACCAGCUCCCAGGACACCAGCCAUGCCUUUUGCCUCCUACGGCCUCCACCACACCAGCCUCCUGAAGAGACAUAUCUCUCAUCAGACAUCCGUGAAUGCAGACCCUGCCUCCCACGAGAUCUGGCGGUCAGAAACUCUGCUCCAGGUUUUUGUUGAAAUGUGGCUUCAUCAUUAUUCCUUGGAGAUGUACCAAAAAAUGCAGUCGCCUCAUGCCAAGCUGGAGGUUCUGCACUACCGACUCAGUGUCUCCAGCGCCCUCCACGGCCCUGCCCAACCCAGCCUCCAGGCCCUCCACGCCUACCAAGAGUCGUUCACACCCACCGAGGAGCACGUGCUGGUGGUGCGUCUGCUGCUCAAGCAUCUACACGCCUUUUCCAACAGCCUGAAGCCGGAGCAAGUCUCUCCCUCUGCCCACUCUCACGCCACCAGCCCCCUGGAGGAGUUCAAACGGGCCGCCAUCCCGAGGUUUGUCCAGCAGAAGCUCUACCUCUUCCUGCAGCACUGCUUCGGCCACUGGCCCCUAGACGCAUCAUUCAGAGCUGUCCUGGAGAUGUGGCUAAGCUACCUGCAGCCCUGGAGGUACGCACCUGAGAAGCAGGCUCAGAGCAGCGACGGCCAGGCCCGCUGCGUGUCAGAGAGAUGGGCACCCUUUGUGCAGGAGAACCUGCUGAUGUACACCAAGCUGUUCGUGGGCUUCCUGAGCCGGGCACUGCGCACUGACCUGGUCAGCCCCAAGAACGCGCUCAUGGUGUUCCGAGUGGCCAAAGUCUUUGCCCAGCCCAACCUGGCUGAGAUGAUCCAGAAAGGUGAGCAGCUGUUCCUGGAGCCCGAACUUGUCAUCCCCCACCGCCAGCACCGCUUCUUCACGGCUCCCACAUUCACGGGCAGCUUCCUGUCAUCGUGGCCACCGGCCGUCACCGACACCUCCUUCAAGGUGAAGAGCCACGUCUACAGCCUGGAGGGCCAGGACUGCAAGUACACCCCGAUGUUUGGGCCAGAGGUGCGGACGCUGGUCUUGCGCCUGGCUCAGCUCAUCACGCAGGCCAAGCAGACCGCCAAGUCCAUCUCUGACCAGUAUGGGGAGAGCGCAGCCGGCCGCCCCUUUCUGUCAUGGCUGGGCUUCUACCCCUCGGACACAAACAGCUCGUACUCAACUAACGACCUGGACGAGAUGGGGCAGGACAGCGUCCGCAAGACGGAUGAGUACCUGGAGAAGGCCCUGGAGUACCUGGGCCAGAUGUUCCGACUCAGUGAGGCCCAGCUCGCCCAGCUCACACUUGCCUUGGGGACAACUCAGGAUGAGAAUGGAAAGAAGCAGCUCCCGGAUUGCAUUGUGGGUGAGGACGGACUCAUCCUCACACCCCUGGGCCGGUACCAGGUCAUCAACGGGCUGCGGAGGUUUGAAAUCGAGUACCAGGGGGACUCGGAGCUACAGCCAAUCCGGAGCUAUGAGAUCCCCGGCCUGGUCCGCGUGCUCUUCCGGCUCUCCUCGGCCAUCAACCACCGGUUCGCAGACCAGAUGGUGGCCCUGUGUUCCCGGGCUGACUUCCUCGGCAGCUUCUGUCGCUACCACCUCAUGGAGCCCACGCUGUCCAGUAGGCACCUGCUGAGCCCCGUGGGGCAGGGCCGUUCGGCUGGCUGUGUCCGGGGCCCCAGGCUCAGCCUGCGCUUCCUGGGCAGCUACCGGACGCUGCUGUCCCUGCUGCUGGCCUUCUUUGUGGCCUCUCUGUUCUGCAUCGGGCCCGUGCCCUGUGCCCUGCUCCUUGUGCUGGGCUAUUUCCUAUAUGCCAUGGCCAUGGCACUGCUGACCGAGCGGGGCAAACUGCACCAGCUCUGACUGGAAGCCAGCACGGUCCCCACGCAAGCUGGCAGGAUGGCCACAUGGCCGUCACGUGCACCUGGGAGGCUCCUCUGAGCCUAUACCCAGUGACCUUUGCGCUCCUCGGGGUGGUUUCCCUGCAGCCUCGGAGCCAUCUGGCAGAGAACCUGAAACAAGGGCGUGCAGCCAGGCUCGGCCAGGAAGGGAACAGCAUCAAAGGGCCCGUGAGGUGUGAGGACGGACAGCCCAGGGCCCAGCCGCUUCCCUCCUUCCCGCCGUCGGGGGCCCCCGCAGUGACGUGGCUCUCAAGGCCUUUGUCUUCUUGAACUUUUCUGGGAUUUAGCCACGCGACGCCGAGGAGUCAAUGCUUUCCCAGGAGGGCCCUUGGGCUCUGCCCUCACUGUCCUUGGUGGGCUGUGUGGCGUGAGUCUCCUCUUCCCAGGCGACACUAGGACAGCAGCUCAGCCUCUGGUUCCAGAAAAGAAUCAAAGACCCUAAGAGAUUCCUGGUGAAAUUAGAUGAUGGUUCUCCUCUGAGUCCUAAUUUUAAAACCAAAUUUUGCCAGCACCCUUGGCAAAGCAAGGGUCAUUCUUCGUGUUCUCCCAGCAAUUCCAAGACUGGGCCAUACAAUUCCACUUUUGAGGAGAGAAGGUCCUGUAGGAGCACAGGUGUCGGUGGGACAGUGCUUUGCCUCUGGCUCCCAUCCGGCCCCCAAGCCAGGGAGCGCGUCACCGUCUUGUCCGAUGGGCUCUCUGUGGGCACGGUGGAUAUGGCAGGGCCAUCCUGCACGCUUCUGGCCUACAACCAAAGAUGAUCAAAAGCAUUGUUUGUAUCGUCAAUAAAAUUAAGUGCUCAGAAACA
Molecule: messenger RNA, 3633 nt
Organism: Rhinolophus ferrumequinum (greater horseshoe bat)
Lineage: Eukaryota; Metazoa; Chordata; Mammalia; Chiroptera; Rhinolophidae
Gene: SMPD4
Product: sphingomyelin phosphodiesterase 4
Exons: 21
Coding region: 307-2790 (827 amino acids)
Biological process (GO): ceramide biosynthetic process; glycerophospholipid catabolic process; sphingomyelin catabolic process
Molecular function (GO): sphingomyelin phosphodiesterase D activity
Source: RefSeq, a predicted model, not a curated record